Molecule: messenger RNA, 540 nt
Organism: Angiostrongylus costaricensis
Lineage: Eukaryota; Metazoa; Nematoda; Chromadorea; Rhabditida; Metastrongylidae
Source: the annotation of a GenBank genome assembly
AUGUGGCAUGAACGUAAAUUUAUAAACAGCUGGUUGUUUUUUACUUGUAGUUAUGAACAACUGGUGGAGAUGAAGACAUCUCACUAUACAUUCUUUCAACCUGUCGAAAUGGCGAUGCUUGUUAGCGACCGUAUGGAUCAUCAUCGAGUUUUACGACAUCUUUUGUACAAAAUUGGCUUCCUAUUCCAGUCUCAGGAUGACCACCUUGACGUAUUCGGUAAUCCACAUCUCACUGGAAAGACAGGAACUGAUAUACAGGAUGGCAAAUGCACGUGGAUCAGUGUUCGUGCAGUUCAAAAGUUGCUUGACAAACCGGAACUGGACGUAUUUAAGGCAAAUUAUGGAAGAGGAAAUCCUGAAAACGUAGAUAAUAUCAGAAAUCUUCUAUACCGGCUGGACAUUCAAGAGGACUUCAUGAACUUCGAGAAAAAAUAUUCUGAUAAGUUAAAGAACGACAUCAACCAGGUACCGCUUGAGCUGUCACCAUUGAAACCAGUCUUACGUGCCGUCGUUACUAAAUUACAAGGCAGAGAAAAGUGA